UUUCGAUUUUUAUGUGAAAGUAGAAACUUUUUUGAAAAUAAUAAAAAGUGUGUAUUUUAUUAUUGUUCAUUUCUUGCUGCUCACUCUUUCUUUUUUUUUUGUGGUGUUUUUUUUGCUUUUGUUGUUGGAACACAAUUUUGUGUUUGGGGAUUCGUGCUUAUUUUCCUGAUUCCCAUCGCCAUCACCACGGUUUUACAUCUAAAAACAUCGUGCUGAUUGGUUUUUUUUCUCGAUUAGCAACAUUCUCUAAUAUUUGAGAUCAUAUAUCAAAAUAUACUCAAAAUUACACUGACAUCAUAUUAAAAUAAUAAUAUUAAAAGUUCAUUGAUUCAUCGUUCAAUUGGCUAAAAACAAAAUCAUCCAUAACCAUUAAAUAGAAAAACAAAAUCACUCAUUAUCAUAAGCGAAUAUAUGUAUAAUGGCUUUAUGAUGACAUUGAUUGCAUUGGAAACUUAACUUUAAAAAUCUGGACAAAAAUUCUAUUAACACCAAUCACAACAAGGAUAUUCUUCAACUGAUAAAGGGGCAUCGUUUUUAUUGUUUAAGAAAGUGGGAGAUUCCCGUUAAACAGCAGCACCUCUCCAUUAUUUAAGAAACUAAACUCUUAGAAUUCAAUUUAGUUUCUAUUUGCAAAAAAAAGCACGCAUUACGCGCAGCACAAACACAAUUUGUCACAAUGAAUUUGUGGAAACGUAUUGCGUGCAAUCCAGAAGUAAAACAAUCCAUGAUACAAUAUUACGAUGAAAAAGGGUUAGCCGAUAUACGAAUCUAUUUAGCACCAUGGAUUGAAGAAAGAAUAAUGUCAGAACGUAUUAAUACUCCAUCGACUGAACUUUAUGAACGAAUAGCCCAUCAAUUCUAUGAGGAACUGAAACAGAAACUCAUUCCACUUAGUAACGAUAAUUUGAUGAAAUUUAAACUUGCGGAAAUUUGCACAAGCGUAACACAAACACCAGCCGUGGAGUUAUAUACACACUUUCGUAGCGGUCUUCAGCGUGAAAUACAGCUGGUCGACCAAAUGCCACAGUUUUCAUACAUGAGUGGUGUUGGUAUAAAUGGCAGUGGCGGUGGUAAUGCCGCCAUGUUGGGUGGUGGUGGCAUACCUGUUGCAACAGCUAUGCACACGCCAACAAUCGGAUCCGCCGUCAACGGUGGAAAUGGUUAUGUCGGCAAUGACCUCUAUGCUCUGCACGGUCUUAUAACGAAAUUAAAUAUGGAUAUUGGUGCGGUCUUUACUGAAAUGACACAGUUCCGGAGUAAUUAUGAAACAUUUCAUAACUGUUUCAACACCUACAAUCAACGUAAGCCCCAUAUGUCACCGCAAGAAAUACAAACAAACGAUUUACAGCUACAGGAUCAAUGUCGUAUGUUGGCCACAACACGUAGCAGUAUAUUGAGCGAUUUAGAUCGUAUAAUUAACACUUACACCACCAUACAAACGACGGUGAUAACCGAAUUGAAGAACUGGCAACGUAACCAGGCCCUGGCUGGUAAUGGUGCACCAUUCCGUGAUAAUUUGGAUGAUAUACAACGUUGCAUUGAGCUGUUAGUUGAAAUGGUUGGUCGAAUAUUGGAAAAUGUCAAUAUGAUGAAUAUGAUACGUUUGGAUAAUAAUGAUGAUAUUGGUGAAAUGAUAAAUCGUGUACGUCAGGCUCAACAGUUGUUGGUGUUGUCAUCGUUUAUAGUUGAAAAACAACCUCCACAGGUCAUGAAAACCAAUACCAGAUUUGCUGCUGGAGUACGAUGGCUUAUUGGACCACAAUUGGGUAUAAGUGUUAAUAGUCCUACAGUGGAAUGUAUUAUAUUAUCAGAGGCACAGGCUCAACGUCAUUCCGCACAACGUACCAUGUCUGAGUCAUCAAGUAGUAAUCCAGCAUCAUCUGGUGAAAUUGUAAACAAUAUGGGUACUAUGGAAUAUAAUAAUCAAACCAGAGUUUUUUCAGCGAGUUUCAGAACAAUGCAAUUGAAGAAAAUCAAGCGUGCUGAAAAGAAAGGCACUGAAAGUGUCAUGGAUGAAAAAUUUGCUUUACUCUUUUAUACAUCGGUUAUAGUCAAUGAUUAUAGAAUUAGGGUUUGGACAAUUUCUUUACCCGUAGUCGUUAUAGUGCACGGUAAUCAAGAGCCACAGUCAUGGGCCACUAUCACAUGGGAUAAUGCAUUCUCUGAUAUUGUACGUGAACCUUUUCAAGUGCCCGAAAGAGUUGCUUGGUCACAGUUAGCCAUUGCAUUAAAUACCAAAUUUGAAUCAUCGACGGGUCGUGCAUUAACCGAAGAAAAUUUAAAUUUCUUGCAUGAAAAACUAUUUCGCCGUAAUGGCAUGAAUGGCGAUGAUGAUUAUAUAUCUUGGGCACAGUUCUGCAAAGAACCGUUGCCCGAUCGUUCAUUUACCUUUUGGGAUUGGUUCUUUGCCAUCAUGAAAUUAACCAAAGAUCAUUUGCUAAGUCUAUGGAAGGCCGGCUUAAUUGUGGGUUUCAUUAAUAAACGCAAAGCUGAGGAAAUGUUGCGGAUUUUACCUUUGGGUACAUUCUUAUUACGUUUCUCAGACAGUGAAUUAGGUGGAAUAACUGUUGGUUUUGUUACCGAACAAAGUUCAGUGUUAAUGUUGUCACCAUGGACAGCACGUGAUCUAAAUAUACGCGGCUUAGCUGAUCGUAUUCAUGAUCUAGAAGUUUUACGUUUUGUUUAUCCAUCGAAUCGUAUGCGUGAUGAAGCUUUUGGUGAAUUUUAUACACAACGAAUGGAUGAAAAUGCCCGUCGUGAUGGUUAUGUACCAAAUACUAUACGAGUAAAUGUACCAGCCAUAGAAGGUGUUGGCGGUGUUACACCUCAACACAAUAUUCAAUCCCCUCAUCCACAAGAUAUGCAAAUGGGAAAUGACAAUAAUAUUUGCCUAAAUGAUCUCGAUAUUUAUACAAAUGGAAUGGGAAUGAAUGAUACAGCUGUUGACUGGGAUACACUUUGUAUACUUUAAAUGAGAAUUUUGUUUUAAUUAAAAAAAAAAGAUAACUACAGUGGUAAUAAAAUAAAAAAAUUAAAGAAACAAGAGAAAAAGAGGAAAACAAUCAAAAAGAAAAAGUCUGAUCUAUUAAAAUUAAUCGUGUAUAUGUUCGUGAAAUUUAAAAAAGAAAAUAAUAUUUGUAUAUAUUGUAAUUAUUAUUGUUGAAAUACCACAUAUAUUUCCAAAGUUUUGCUCUUGUCGUGCCUUUUUUUCUACAAAAAAACGUUCAUACAUAUGUGUACGUUACGAAAUUAUCAAAACCAAAUAAAAGCGACAACAUACAUUUUACGGACUUCGAUUCAAUACUUCAAUAUUGAACGCAAUUUAAAUUUAAUUUUAAAAACAUAAUACUAUUUUAUAUACAUACAUACAUAUUUUUUUUUUAACAAUUUAUCUUUAUAUAUAUUCUUUGUUGCUAUAAAAAAAAGUUAUAUAACUAAUUAAUUUUACUGAAAGGAACAUAAGUAGAAACGUAUUUUGAAUACGAAACAA
Molecule: messenger RNA, 3490 nt
Organism: Lucilia cuprina (Australian sheep blowfly)
Lineage: Eukaryota; Metazoa; Arthropoda; Insecta; Diptera; Calliphoridae
Gene: Stat92E
Product: signal transducer and transcription activator
Exons: 13
Coding region: 677-2971 (764 amino acids)
Biological process (GO): regulation of transcription by RNA polymerase II; defense response; cell surface receptor signaling pathway via JAK-STAT
Molecular function (GO): RNA polymerase II cis-regulatory region sequence-specific DNA binding; DNA-binding transcription factor activity, RNA polymerase II-specific
Source: RefSeq, a predicted model, not a curated record